Molecule: messenger RNA, 1032 nt
Organism: Cajanus cajan (pigeon pea)
Lineage: Eukaryota; Viridiplantae; Streptophyta; Magnoliopsida; Fabales; Fabaceae
Product: protein LIFEGUARD 4
Cellular component (GO): membrane
Source: RefSeq, a predicted model, not a curated record
AUAUGCAUGCAUUAUUUUUACAAAUGGUGUGUUUGGUUUAAAGGAAAGGAGAGAAAGGCAUUGAGAUCAAAAAGGCAUUUGGGAUUCAUUUUGAAAUUUGCGUGGGGUGGGGUUUGUCUUCUGAUCACCGGUGGCCAUGGGUAAAGGUGACAUUGAGGCUGGGUUCCCCGAUGUACAUAACGACGGCCUCUAUCCAUCCAUGAUAGAGUCUCCUCAACUACGAUGGGGUUUCAUCCGCAAAGUUUACGUCAUUAUUUCUAUUCAGCUGCUUUUCACAGCUGCAUUCGCCUCCAUCUUCAUCUUCAUUUCACCCGUCAGGAAUUUCGCCAAGUACAAUCCUAAUCGUUUCUUUGUUUUCUUUGGAGCCGCCAUUGUUACAAUCAUAGUUUUGUUUGUGUUGAGCAAAUAUUACAAAAAACAUCCGGUCAAUCUCUUCCUUCUUGGUCUCUAUACCCUCGGCAUGUCUGUUACAGUUGGAUUCGCUUGUGCUUUUGUCGAUGCAAAAAUCGUCCUGGAGGCAGCAUUUCUGACAGGUGUGGUGACUGCUAGCUUGACGCUCUACACAUUCUGGGCUGUUAAAAGAGGCAGUGAUUUCAGUUUCCUAGGACCAUUCCUCUUUGCUUCCCUUAUGGUCAUGUUAUUGUUCUCACUCAUUCAAGUGUUUUUCCCUCUAGGACCAACCGGGCGAAUGGUGAUUGCAGGCAUUGGUGCACUCAUAAUGUGUGGUUUCAUCGUAUACGACACCGAUGACCUCAUCAAAAGAUUUUCCUAUGAUGACUACAUCUGGGCUGCUAUUGCCAUAUAUGGCGACAUCAUCAACCUCUUCAUCUAUCUGCUUACAAUUUUGAACGACCUUUAAGUGGAACGAUUCAUUUCACAACUUUUUUUUUAUUAUUUUAACAAAUUAAUUUGACAGUUAUCAAGGGAUGAAUUUUGUAUAAUUUAUCGCCUCAAUAUUGUUGAAUUCCAAUCUUCAUAAAGAUUAUAGAAUUUAAAAAUUAAUUAUAUGUUUUACCGUACCAAUUUAUUUAA